Molecule: messenger RNA, 1185 nt
Organism: Diplodia corticola
Lineage: Eukaryota; Fungi; Ascomycota; Dothideomycetes; Botryosphaeriales; Botryosphaeriaceae
Product: u1 small nuclear ribonucleoprotein
Exons: 4
Coding region: 1-1185 (394 amino acids)
Biological process (GO): mRNA splicing, via spliceosome
Cellular component (GO): precatalytic spliceosome; U1 snRNP; U2-type prespliceosome
Molecular function (GO): U1 snRNA binding; mRNA binding
Source: RefSeq, a predicted model, not a curated record
AUGACGGACAAGCUGCCCCCCAACCUGCUCGCGCUCUUCGCGCCGCGCCCGGCGUUGCGCUACCUGCCGCCGUCCGACCAUGCGCCCGAAGCACGCAAGACGAUGCAAAUAGAUGGCGUCGGCGGUUACCUGCAGGCCCUCAAGGACUACGAAGACGAUUAUAAGCCCACCGAGAGUUGGUUGCAGCGCAGGGACCGGCUAAAGCAAGAGAAAAUCGAGAAGAUUGAGAAGACUCUCACCGAUGGCGUCGCCAACUUCAAGCCUGCCGAUGAUCCCAACGUGCGCGGCGACCCUUUCAGGACGCUGUUUGUUGCCCGGUUGUCUUACGACACUGAAACCAAGGACUUGGAGCGUGAGUUCGGUCGCUUUGGUCCAAUCGAAAGGAUCCGCAUCGUACAGGACACAACCAAGCCUGAGGAUGCGCCUUCUAAGAAGAAGAAUAGAGGCUACGCAUUCAUUGUAUUCGAGCGCGAGAAGGAUAUGAAGGCUGCCUACAAGGAGACCGAUGGAAUCCGUAUCAAAGAUCGCAGAGUCCUGGUCGAUGUCGAACGUGGCCGUACCGUUUCUGGCUGGCGUCCUCGCCGCCUUGGUGGAGGACUUGGUGGACGUGGAUACACCAAGGCGCUGCCUGCCCGCCCUUCGGGCCCCGGUGGAUUCGGCCCUCCAUCAGGGCCCGGUGGCGGCUUCAGAGGAGGAUUCGGCGGCGGCUUCCGCGGCGGCCGCGGCGGCUUUCGUGGAGGUGGCGGCUUCGGCGGAGGCGACAGAGGUGGUGGUGGAUUCCGUGGCGGUGAUCGCGGAUACGGGGGUAGGUCGGGUAUCGGCUAUCAAUCGAACGGCUGGGGUGGCCAAGCGCCCCCGGAGGGAGCACCAGCAGGCCCUCGCGGCGGCGGGAGAUCGGGCGGCUACGGCGGCCGCGAUGGCCCUGGCGGUGGAUACGGCGGCAGCCGCUAUGGCGGCGACAGAGGUGGAGGCGACAGAGGCGGAGGCGAUAGAGGCGGCGGCGACAGGUACGGCGACCGGGACCGCGGCGCCAGCGGUAGCAACCGCGAGCCGGUGGGAUCGAGGCGCGAGUACCGCGACCGCGAUCGCGAUGGUGGGUAUGGCCGCGACGAUUACUCAUCCCGCAAGCGCGGUCACGACGGCGGCGACAGCUACGAAGACUCCAGGAGCAAGCGGAGGUACUGA